Molecule: messenger RNA, 5266 nt
Organism: Hipposideros armiger (great roundleaf bat)
Lineage: Eukaryota; Metazoa; Chordata; Mammalia; Chiroptera; Hipposideridae
Gene: EPB41L5
Product: erythrocyte membrane protein band 4.1 like 5
Exons: 17
Coding region: 268-1785 (505 amino acids)
Biological process (GO): actomyosin structure organization
Cellular component (GO): cytoskeleton
Molecular function (GO): cytoskeletal protein binding
Source: RefSeq, a predicted model, not a curated record
CGCCGUCUCACCUAGCCGGGCAAUUUCCGGGGCGGUGUCAUUGCCCCUUUAAGAGAAGCGCGCCCCGCCCCCGGGGCGGAGCUUAGAGGGAGCUUUAAGGGGCGGGCCGGAGGGCAGCCGGGGUCCUCCGGGGGAUUAACGUGAGGUGGGUUCGCGCCUCAGGCCGCCAUUUCUUGCCAUCUCCGGAGGAGCCGCCCCCUCCUCACACGCGCUCGGGAUCUCUCCCGUGUGGUCGUCCCUGCACCGUCGUCCCAGCGCAGUGACAAAAUGCUGAGCUUCUUCCGUAGAACACUGGGGCGUCGGUCAAUGCGUAAACAUGCUGAGAAGGAACGACUCCGAGAAGCUCAACGAGCUGCCACACACAUUCCUGCCGCUGGAGAUGCUAAGUCCAUCAUCACGUGUCGUGUGUCCCUUCUGGAUGGUACUGAUGUCAGUGUGGACCUGCCGAAAAAAGCCAAAGGUCAAGAGCUGUUUGAUCAGAUUGCGUACCACUUGGACCUUAUUGAAAGCGACUAUUUUGGACUGAGAUUUAUGGAUUCAGCACAAGUAGCACAUUGGUUGGAUGGUACUAAAAGCAUCAAAAAGCAAGUAAAAAUUGGUUCGCCCUAUUGUCUGCAUUUUCGAGUUAAGUUUUACUCCUCAGAACCAAAUAAUCUUCGUGAAGAGCUAACCCGGUAUUUAUUUGUUCUUCAAUUAAAACAAGAUAUUCUCAGUGGAAAAUUAGAGUGUCCCUUUGAUACAGCAGUUCAGUUGGCAGCUUAUAAUCUUCAAGCUGAACUUGGUGACUAUGAUCUUGCUGAGCAUAGUCCUGAACUUGUAUCUGAGUUCAGGUUCAUGCCCAUUCAGACUGAAGAGAUGGAGCUGGCUAUUUUUGAGAAAUGGAAGGAAUACAGAGGUCAGACACCAGCACAAGCUGAAACCAAUUAUCUGAAUAAAGCCAAAUGGCUAGAAAUGUAUGGGGUUGAUAUGCAUGUGGUCAAGGCUAGAGAUGGAAAUGACUAUAGCUUGGGACUAACCCCAACAGGAGUCCUUGUUUUUGAAGGAGAGACCAAAAUUGGCUUAUUUUUUUGGCCCAAGAUAACCAGGUUGGAUUUUAAGAAGAAUAAAUUAACCCUGGUGGUAGUAGAAGAUGAUGAUCAGGGGAAAGAGCAGGAGCAUACAUUUGUCUUUAGACUGGAUCAUCCAAAAGCAUGCAAACAUUUAUGGAAAUGUGCUGUGGAGCAUCACGCCUUCUUCCGCCUUCGAGGCCCUGUCCAAAAGAAUUCUCAGCGAUCAGGAUUUAUUCGAUUAGGAUCACGAUUUAGAUACAGUGGGAAAACUGAGUAUCAGACCACAAAAACCAAUAAAGCAAGAAGAUCAACAUCCUUUGAAAGAAGGCCCAGCAAACGAUAUUCUCGUCGGACUCUACAGAUCAAAGCAAGUACAGCAAAACCUGAAGAACUCAGUGUUCAUGGUAAUGUUUCACCUAAGAGUAAUGGCUCUCAACAGGCUUGGGGUAUGAGAUCUCCUGUGCUUGUGACUCCUUCCGUUUGCUCUGGUCCUGUGCUGGUGGAGAUAGAGAAUCUUCCAAGGAGUCCUGGAAUAGACCAGCAUGAUAGGAAAUGGCUCUCUGCUGCCAGUGACUGCUGUCAACGUGGUGGAAACCAGUGGAAUGCAAGAGCCUUGUCCCCACCCCAGCCUCCAAAUAGAAACUACACUGACUUUGUCCAUGAGCACAAUGUGAAGAAUGCAGGCGUCCAUCAUGAUGUUCAUUUUCCUGGCCACGCAGCCAUGACUGAUAUAUGAGUGUUAAGUCUCUUAGGCGUUGGGACUCUGUUGUGCAAGUGAAGGUAUACAAGUUGAUAGUAUACAUUCUCUAGUGUUUAUAGAGGAUUGAUCACAUCAGGAGAAUUUGGGAGAAGUUAUAUUGAGUCACUAGUUGUGUAGUGUAGUUCAUAAUUGAAUUCUUCUGUGAAAGGGAAAAGGUUCUGAAGACACUAUAUGCCAUCAAUGAUAAUGACAAAUGGUUUUGUGUUGAGAGGGUAUGUAUGUCAUUGUAAAUUUGGAAAGGUGUUUCAUGAUUUUGAAAUAUUAACAUAUCACUCAUGUCUCAGGAGAAGGUUUGUAUUUGGGAAUAAGCUGCCCAUUUUUCACCCCACCACAUGCUAUCUGAAUACAUUGAGGUUAAAAGAAUCAGACACACUAAAAACAGAAUCAGAAGGAAGCAUUUCCAGGCAUGAUGUGUCCGUCUUUAGUGAUAUUUUUAGUUAAAACUGCUCUUAAUACACUAUUUUUAAUACUUCUAAAGUGACCCAUGCCUUAAUUUCAGUUAAAUGCCUAAGAUUCUAUAAUUUUAAUUAAUAUAAUUUUUAAUUAAAAACAUUUUACUUUUUAAUAAACACAAAUGUUUUAAUUUACCAAAAAGUCUAGAAGUCACAUUAAUUAUGUGAUUCAUGUAGAGAGAUAAAUCUGAAUGGUUACUUUUGCAUAAUUAACUUGGUUAACCAGUGGUUAACUGAAUAGUUUCAUUACUGCUGAAUGGUUGCACAAAAUGAAAAAUGUAUUUACUUUUGUCCGGUCACGUUUCUCUCUUUUCUCUGUCAUCUCAUGCAUCUGAUAGAUUUCCAAGGUUUGCAACAGCCUCAUACAAUCUGGCCUUGUACAACCUUUAAAAUAAACUUCUGCAGCCAAAACUGUAUCACUUUUAAAUGGAUUGGAUAUAUUACUUUUUUUGGUCCUUUAUGAACUUCAAAAUGUAAUUAUCCAAGAUCUCUGGUUCAAUUCAUAGAGGCAGAUUAGCUGGAAAAUGUACAUUUCUGAUGUCAUGGGAACUGAUAUAAGGAAGCAUUUCUUUUGUCUUUUUACAGUUUUUUAAAACUAACAAAAUUUCCAGACUUCUAAAUUAUGCAUGUAGUAAUUUGAAGAUAUUUUAUAGUCUGAGAAUUUAUAACACUUUAAGAUAAUGAAGCUUCAUUAUAAACAACCUAAUUUUUACCAUCCAACUCACCUGAAAGGUUAAUCUUAUUCCCCUCUGCUAAACAAAGAUAAAGUUUUCAGAGGGCUAAAUAGCCCAACUCCCCACCUCUGUAAGUCUGUCAUCAUUUAGUGAAGUUAAAAGUGGCCACUAAUGUAUGUGCAUCAUAGUUGUCUUAGACUUUACAUAGCUCACAUAAUUGUCAAGUAUUGUUGAUGGUGAUUUAUUUCUUCAAAGAAAGGAAUUUGUGUCAUAACAUUUUAAACACAGAAACCCUGGUUUGUGCCGUUUAUGGGUGUUAACAUGAUUAAGAACCUACCAUUUCUGUAAUAGAAACCAAAAAGGCAUAAUAGUAACAAAGCUUUUCUGGCCUUUUAGAAAGUCCCAUGGUUUGACUUCUCUCACUUUAAAAUUAAUCCUGAAAUCUGAAGGUCAGCCUUAUAUGUAUCUUAACAGAAUCUUAACUUUGGGAAAUAUAGAAGGAUUAUAAUUGAAUAAGAUCUUCAGUUUAUAUUGCAAGUAGCCAUUUAUAUACUUACGAUUUGAGUUAUCAGUACUGUUACAUUUAAGUGAUUGAAAAAUCACAUCAUAGUUUUUCUUUCUUGGAAACCUUGUUACAUAUUAAAUAAUUAAAUAGCUCAUUUGUAAAUUCCUGAUGAGAGAAACUGGGUUGAAGGGGUGAUUAUGGGGAGAAAAGGCAGCAAAGGGGGUGGGGGAAGAAAAGGGCUAAGUAGUAGAAUCAAAUUGUUUAUUUAAUAGAAGUUCCCAUAUGCUCCAGGAUUUCCUAUCAAAUAAUGUGAAUGCUUGUUCUUGCUGUUGAUGUUUUCAAGAUGGAUAUAUAUGUUUCCAGAGCUAUGAGGAACUUACAGAUAACUCAACCUCAAUUAAAUAGUCAUCAACCUAUUUAUACUAUGCAUUUAAUUGUGCUUAAAAGGUCAGUGAUCAUACAUCGUAGAUUAGGGAACCAGUAUCUGCCAGAAGCACCUUACAUGGUCAUGAUCCAUUUGAUCAGAGGGAGCCAUCACCAUAGAACUUCAAGAUCAUGUGAUUCAACUUCCAUGCCUUGGUUAAUUUUAUUUAACAUAAUUAAUUUUCACAUCUUAAAUUAGGUUGGUUGUAUUUCACCCUAAUGGUUAUAGAGAGGGAAACUUACAGAACACAGCUAAGCUAAUGACUGUCACACUCACACAUGAAAAUAAACGAGCUUUUGCUGUCUUUAUUUCUUUUUAUAGUAAAAACACCUCAAAGGUAUUUAUCUGUCUCUUUGUAUAAUCUGACCUUUCUGAUCUUGGUAGGAUAAUCAUAGAUACACUUUUAAAUGAAUUUACAAAGGAAAACAAACUUCAUUUGUCCUACUAUGUAUAUAAUAUGUCUAUAUUUUAAAAAGCAGCGUAGUAUACAAACAUUCUAAUAUUGUAAUAUCACCAGUAUAAUUCAAAUCAUUUGGGGGGGGGGGACUUUUUAAUUCAUUUAAAAUGCUGAUCCAGAAAGUGCUAUUUAUAACUCUUGGAUAAAUCUCUAUUGUUAAAAUUGUCGGUGACGUAAAAAGUGCCAUGUAAAUAUGCCAAGAUAUAAAACUGAAAUGUGUCCUGAAUGGAGGAUAUGAAGGCAGCUUGUUUCAUAAGAUAAAGCAAUUAGCUGAGCUUUAAUUAUGGUAGUUUCUCUUAUUUACUACAUUUUUCCAGAUUUACUUGGUUGGUACGGUAGUCAUUAUUUUGAUUCGUAACCUUGUUUUAUCACUUUUCUAUGCCCUGAUGUCAUGCAUUUCAUCUUUCCAUCUUGCCAAAACAGGAAAAUAGAUGAAGGAGGGUAAGGAGUGGAGGAGUAUGGUGUCUUUGGGUUUCAGGAGGAAGAAGAGUAUUGUGAAGAUGACUGGCUUCACAGAUAUAAGAAGACCAAUCCUCCACUUUGAUCCCUUUUACUUCAUACGUAUUCACAAAUGUGAACUGAAAAAGUUGGGAGAUGAAUGUCCCGUAUUAGUGCAGCAUGCUUUGAGGGUGGAAACAGUAACCGUUUGAACCAUGGUGCUGUAACUAUUGGGUUGUUGGAAAAAUCAUGACACAUUUUUGCAACGAAAAGCAGAAAAAAUAUGUCAUGACUUUUCCGACAACCCAAUAUUUUGGUUGAGACAUAUUCUUCAUUUCUAAACCAUAGUUAAUUGCUUUGAAAGGCCAUUAUCUUUUUGUUAGGCUUUGAAUGUUGGGUUUGAAAAUAGUACUAUAAAGUUGCGCUAAUUUAUUUUAUACCCUUCCUAUAUAGGGCUUGUCAUAUGGAUUUGCAAAAAUAAAAUAGUCUUGUGCCAAUAACACUUAA